AGAAACAUUCCUGCCCGCUGACUCAUAGCAGAUGUAAGCCUCAGCACUAGAGAAUUUAAUAGCAAAAACAAUCGCAGUCUGGGAAGGGGUCUGGAAUUCUUUGCAUCAGCUUAAGAUUUAACAGCUUUGAGUUCUUUCCAGAGGAUAAAGCUUUGAAAGAAUGAAGACUUCAAUAGUGAUUGAUUUUCUCCUUGCAGUUAGCUUGACAGCUGCCACUAAAAGCUCUGUUCUACAGAACUGUUUUCAAGAGCAGCUACAACUUCAGGCCCAGGUGAGACUUCUGGAACAUCGUGUGAAACAGCAGCAGUUAAAAAUUAUACAGCUUUUAGAGAAGAAAGAGAUACAGUACAGUGACAGAGGAGAUGAAAACAGUGUCAUUGACUUGGGAGGAAAAAGACAGUAUUCAGACUGUGCAGAAAUCUACAGUGAUGGUCACAAGCAAAGUGGAUUUUACAAGAUGAAACCUUCCCACAGUCCUAAUGAAUUCCUGGCCUUCUGUGACAUGUCUGAAGGGGGUGGUUGGACUGUUUUUCAGAGACGUUCUGAUGGCAGCCAGAAUUUCAAUAGAGACUGGGCUGACUAUGAAGAAGGCUUUGGAAAUUUUGUUUUGACUAAUGGUGAAUAUUGGCUUGGAAAUAAGAAUCUUCAUUACUUGACUAAUCAAGGAAACUAUACUUUAAGAAUUGAUCUAAGUGAUUUUGAAGGAGAACGGCGUUAUGCACAAUAUACAAGAUUUGGAGUUGCAGAUGAAAAGCACUCCUAUCAGAUGAGCUGUGGUGAAUACUCUGGUACAGCUGGUGAUUCCCUAACUGGGGGGUUUCAUCCUGAAGUGAAAUGGUGGGCUGAUCAUCGUGGAAUGAAAUUCAGUACUAGAGACAGGGACAAUGACAACUACGAAGGCAAUUGUGCUGAAGAGGAAAAAGCUGGUUGGUGGUUUAACAGGUGUCACUCAGCCAACUUGAACGGUUUGUACUACAAAGGUCCUUAUACUGCAAAGACAGACAAUGGAAUAGUUUGGUAUACUUGGCAUGGGUGGUGGUAUUCUCUGAAAUCUGUUGUAAUGAAGGUCAGACCAACACACUUUGAACCAAAUAUUGUUUGAAUAUUUUAUUAAGAUUCAUCUUCUAGCAAAUGGAUCCAAAGUAAACAGAUGGGCUAUUACCAAUGUUUAUAUAAAUCUAGAGUAAUUCCUCUGUAAUAGUUUUCUGAGAUGUACAUGAGAAGAUAUGAUUUAUGAAUCCAUAUGUACAAAUACUUCUGCUAAUGUGCCUAUAGAAUUAUUUUUUUUUAUGGCAGAGUUUGCCUAGGAAAAAGGAUAUCUUUAUCAACAUGGAGAAUUUGUCUUGAAAGGUAACUAGAAAUCCUUUUACUUUUUUAAUAGAAAAAAAGUAUUGUCAUUAUUAUGUCUCAAAAAUUAAAAUGGAUUGUAUUGCAUCCAAAAAGGCAAUUUAAAUAGAACCUUUAAGUUUAGCUUCCUUGUGGAAAUAGCUUCUUCAGAAUUGUAGCAAUUGGACAGAUCAAUACAAUGGGAAAGACAUACAACAAAGGUGUCAUGAUGGAAGGACUGGCAUGAUAGAAAGGUGCUAUAAAGAAAGGGAAGAAGAUUGCUCAUCCAUAUCAGAAGAUUCCAGGUUUACAGGGAAAGCUUCAUCAAAAAGGGAUCUCCAGAAAGAUCCUUUCCCACUGGCAGAAUCAGCCCUUAAAUGAAGUCUAAGAGGUGCAGCCAGGCUCCAUCCCUCCUGGUCACACAGCUGAAUUGCCUUCAUCUGUGCUCUCAGGACUGACUGGGUCCUUUCCCCAGGUGCUCAACCAGUGGUUCAGGCUGUGACUCGACAGUUCCCAUACAAGAACAAAUCAAGGCUUUAGAAGAAAUUGGUUGUCUGUAAGUUCCUCCAAUUUAUUUUGAACAUGUUUUGUACAUAGCAUGCAUCAAAAGAAUAAAGAAUGAGACAGGAAGCUGGAGGAAGAGAAGGGAUGCCGUCAGCCAAGAAUCAUUUGAAUUCAUAGAGAUGAUCAUAUCACUUCAACCUAACGUUUUUUGAUGGUUAGUAAUUCUGCCAUUCUUCUUUUUGGUAACCAGAUAGAUAUUGUGGACAUUAGUAUACUAACAUCUUUAUCAAAAGACUGACUAUUUUUAAUGUAAGCUAUGCUUUGAGUGUAGACUAUCAUAAUGUAUAGAGGGAAUUAGGUUUCAAAUGCAAUCUAAAAAUCUGGCAUUUAAAGUUUCUUAGUACUUAAGUUCAUAAAACCUUUCUUUUUUUUAUGUAUUUGUUAAUCUCUACAGCUCUGUUUGAGUGCCCUUUUCAGUCACUUCUAAGUUCUUAUGCUUCCAAGUUUCUCCUUUUUCCUCAGUUGUUCUCUUGGCUAUCUGGGCCUUUCCUGUUCUCAAGUUACAGAUCCAUGUUUUCCUUGUACAACAAAAACUGCAAGGGAAACUUUGCCUAGCUAUAGCUUGGGUGCCUAGCACCAAAACUGACUGUAGCAGUCAGUAACAACAAAAACAACUGGUGAAUGUAUGCUGCCAUGGAGAAGAGCAGGCACAUUCUCUAGGAAGCUACCUAAUGAAAUGUAAUUCUGUAACUGGAAGGCAGCCUGGCCUAAGUAUGUGUGCAUAUAUAUGUGCACAUAUAUCUAUAUAUGCAUAUAUUCAGCAUUCAGUAUUAAAUCAUUAUUUUUAAAUCAUGCUACUAUAAAAGGAGAAAGAUUAAUUCCUUGUAAAACCAGGGAUGACAUUAUGUAGAAAUUGUAAAAGCUGGAAAAAUUGGCUCAUUUGGAGAGUAUUAAGACAAAUCGCAUAAUGUUUAAUUGAAAUUAAAGACAGACUUACUAACACGUAUGAAUUGUGCUCAAGUAAUCUGCAGUAAUGCUUUUUGUUUGCUUCAGCAUAAAUUCCUCCUCCUUUACUUAUGAGAAUGUUAAUGAUAUCCUUCAGCUGAUAUAUUUUGAUAUAAAAUUUUAUUCCUUUUCUCUACUGGAUAUCAUAAAAACUAAGGAGGAACAAAUCUUUGCUCAUUUUAAAAUGCAUUUGUAUGUUUGUUUGGACUGGAUAUUCUUCAGAACAAGGACAUCCUACUCUAGCUGUUCGAAAAGCACCUCACAUAUUGCUAGUGGUACACAAAUACAGUAUUUAAUUCCUACCAUCUCUCUGUGGCUUUUCCUUGUGCAGUAGAUCACCUUGGCUAGAUAAAAAACAUGUGAAUGAUGUAAUUCAAAAUGAUCAGAAUUCUCAAAUAUACAAACUCUUUACUUUCAAAGAGUGAGUAUAAACAGCCUGACAUGGGCUGUUAGUAAUUAUUUCCUUAGCAGGUAUAAACUUGUUCUAGGGGAAUCAUUAUUCUUACAAGAUAGCAGAAUAAAGGUGAGGUUGUUGUUGAGGCAUUAGAAGGAACAACAUAGUAACUCCCAAAUAGUUGAAAAUGAAUACAUACCACUUGAUAUAAAUCUUUAACCCUAAAGAAAAAGAAUCAAGAGUAUAACAAGUAAAAUAUAUUGUCCGUGAUGAUUUAAUAAUGAACAAUGUGAUCAGAAGUGCAACUGUAAUAUUUGUUCAAGAGAAAUAUAAUUGUAUUUUCAACUGUCUGUCUCCUUCCAUUUGUUAAACAUUUUGGAGAUCAAAACAAUAAAAGCUGUAAUGUAAAGAGAAUUUAAAUUAAUGGUUAAAGACCCUUUUGUCCUAUAGCACUUCUUUUUAAAUGUCCAGUAUGCACGAAUAAAGAGCUGAGGCACUAAAAUCUGGCCUACUUAUUUACAGUGGAAAUUUUUCUUCAGCUUUGCUGUAUGCGUUCCCAAAACUGUUAUUCCUAACACCAAUUCUUGAACAUCAUUUUUAAGUAUAAUGUUCUGUUCUGUCAAAGGUAUUUUUCAUUGCUUUUAGAAAAAUAGUAUGCUCAGAAAGACAGCUCAAACAACUAUUUGCUAGGUUUAUCAAGUUCCUUUAAUUCUCAUUAGAUCAAAAAGAAUGAAAAUUUAAGUGUGUGUGUGUGUGUAUUUU
This is a messenger RNA of Meleagris gallopavo (turkey), 3991 nucleotides long. RefSeq names its product fibrinogen like 1 (gene FGL1). Gene Ontology annotation, molecular function: protein-macromolecule adaptor activity; extracellular matrix structural constituent. Gene Ontology annotation, cellular component: fibrinogen complex. Gene Ontology annotation, biological process: blood coagulation, common pathway; platelet aggregation; positive regulation of heterotypic cell-cell adhesion. NCBI's taxonomy places the organism in Eukaryota, Metazoa, Chordata, Aves, Galliformes, Phasianidae. The record is from RefSeq and is a predicted model, not a curated record.